Polychytrium aggregatum is the source of this 474-nucleotide messenger RNA. Its product is annotated as Gar1/Naf1 RNA binding region-domain-containing protein. The coding region runs from base 1 to 474 and encodes 157 amino acids. The transcript is spliced from 3 exons. Gene Ontology annotation, cellular component: box H/ACA snoRNP complex. Lineage: Eukaryota; Fungi; Chytridiomycota; Chytridiomycetes; Polychytriales. The record is from RefSeq and is a predicted model, not a curated record. Gene Ontology annotation, biological process: ribosome biogenesis; snoRNA guided rRNA pseudouridine synthesis. Gene Ontology annotation, molecular function: box H/ACA snoRNA binding.
AUGAACCGAGGAGGACGUGGCGGCAGUCGAGGUCGUGGUGGAUUCGGCGGUCGUGGUGGAUUCAGUGGUCCGGUUGGCCCGCCGGACACCGUUCUGCCCAUGGGUGUUUUCGUGCAUCCUUGUGAAGGCGAAAUGGUCUGCAAAAGUGUGAACGAAAAGGUUCCCUACUUCAAUGCCCCCAUCUACCUCGAGAACAAGACCCAGAUCGGCAAGGUCGACGAAAUCCUUGGUCCCAUCAACGAAGUGUACUUCACCGUGAAGGUCCAGGAUGGCGUUGUCGCCACCUCGUUCAAGAAGGAUGACAAGGUUUUCAUCGCCCCCGACAAGCUUUUGCCACUAGAGCGAUUCCUGCCCAAGCCUAAGACUGCUGGCGGCAAAGGUACGGGCACUCAAAGGCCAUGUCCAUGGCGAAAGUCAUUUGGUCGAGCCUCCAUGAUGGACUGCGGCCAUCUCGCUGCCAUGUCAACGGGUUGA